This is a messenger RNA of Thalassophryne amazonica, 2604 nucleotides long. RefSeq names its product neurexin-2-like. The record is from RefSeq and is a predicted model, not a curated record. The annotation marks the transcript as partial. Lineage: Eukaryota; Metazoa; Chordata; Actinopteri; Batrachoidiformes; Batrachoididae. The transcript has 13 exons.
UGCUCCUCUCUUUCUUUUUCAGGUAAGGAAGAGUCAGUUGCUACCUUCAAGGGCAACGAGUUUUUCUGCUAUGACCUGUCGCUAACGCCCAUCCAGAGCAGCACCGACGAGAUCACGCUCUCCUUCCGCACGCUGCAACGCAAUGGCCUCAUGCUGCACACCGGCAAGUCGGCGGACUACGUCAACCUUUCUUUGAAGAGUGGCGCCGUUUGGCUGGUCAUCAACCUGGGCUCGGGGGCCUUUGAGGCCCUGGUCGAGCCCGUCAAUGGCAAGUUCAACGACAAUGCCUGGCAUGAUGUGCGCGUCACCCGCAACCUGCGCCAGCACGCAGGCAUUGGACACGCUAUGGUCACCAUCUCAGUGGAUGGUAUACUAACCACCACUGGUUACACCCAAGAAGAUUACACCAUGUUGGGAUCUGAUGAUUUCUUCUACAUCGGAGGAAGUCCCAACACUGCCGACCUGCCUGGAUCGCCAGUCAGCAACAACUUCAUGGGCUGUCUGAAGGAUGUGGUGUACAAGAACAAUGACUUCAAGCUGGAGCUGUCCCGGCUGGCCAUUGAGCGCGACCCAAAAAUCACCUUGAAUGGCGAUCUGGUGUUUCGCUGUGAAGACGUGGCGGCCCUCGACCCAGUCACCUUCGAGACUCCCGAGUCCUACAUCUCCCUGCCCAAGUGGAAUACCAAGAAGACUGGCUCCAUCUCCUUUGACUUCCGCACCACGGAGCCCAGUGGCCUCCUGCUGUUCAGCCACGGCCGCCCUCAGGGUCCUAAAGAGCAGAAGCCUGGGAGGGAGUUGAAGACUGACUACUUUGCCAUGGAGCUGCUGGACGGGUAUUUGUACCUGCUGAUUGAUAUGGGCUCCGGAAAAACAAAGCUGAAGGCCAGCAACAAGAAGGUCAAUGAUGGGGAGUGGUGCCACGUGGACUUCCAGAGGGAAGGGAGAAAAGGUUCAAUCUCGGUUAACAGCCGGAGCAUGCCCUUCAGUUCUCCCGAAGGCAGUGAAAUCCUUGAUCUGGACAGCGAUAUGUACUUAGGUGGGCUUCCCGAGACAAAGUCCAAUCUCAUCUUGCCUCCUGAGGUUUGGACGGCACUUCUCAACUAUGGCUACGUGGGCUGUGUGCGCGAUCUCUUCAUUGACGGGAAGAGCCGCGAUGUCCGGCGUCUGGCGGAGAUCCAGAGCGCCAUGGGAGUCAGCAGUUUCUGCACCCGUGAGCUGCAGAAGAGGUGCAGCAGUGCCCCCUGUGGGAAUGGAGGCCUGUGCAAAGAGGGUUGGAACCGCUACAUAUGCGACUGCACCGGCACUGGAUACCUCGGCACCAACUGUGAAAUCGAGGCAACAGUGCUGAGUUAUGAUGGCAGCAUGUACCUGAAGAUCAUCAUGCCUGUCACCAUGCACACUGAAGCUGAAGAUGUGGCGUUGCGUUUCAUGUCCCAGCGGGCGUACGGCCUGCUCAUGGCUACCACCUCCAAAGAGUCGGCGGACACCCUGCGACUGGAGCUUGAUGGCGGCCGUGUCAAGCUUACUGUAAACCUCGAUUGUAUCAGGAUAGACUGUAGCCUCAGCAAAGGACCUGAAAUGCUGUUCGCGGGGCAGAAGCUGAACGACAACGAGUGGCACACGGUGAAGGUGGUGCGGCGAGGCAAGAGCCUGCAGCUGUCUGUGGAUAAUGUCACAGUGGAAGGCCAGAUGACUGGUGCGCACACGCGUCUUGAAUUCCACAACAUCGAGACGGGUAUCAUGACUGAGCGCCGCUUCAUAUCUGUGGUCCCCUCCAACUUCAUUGGCCACCUCCAGGGCCUUUCCUUCAACGGGAUACCCUACCUAGACCAAUGCAAAAACGGUGACAUCUCCUACUGUGAGCUCAAUGCCCGCUUUGGUAUGCGCCACAUCAUCGCCGAUCCGGUGACAUUUCGAACAAAAGGCAGCUACUUGGCGCUAGCCACGCUGCAGGCCUACGCGUCCAUGCACCUCUUCUUUCAGUUCAAGACCACCACCCCCGAUGGCCUGAUGCUCUUCAACUCUGGAGACGGAAGUGAUUUUAUUGUCGUAGAACUGGUGAAAGGAUACGUCCACUACGUCUUCGACCUUGGCAACGGGCCAUCGCUAAUGAAGGGAAACUCAGACAAGCCGCUCAACGACAACCAGUGGCACAAUGUGGUGGUGUCCCGGGAUGCAAACAAUGUACAUACGCUCAAGAUCGACUCACGCACCGUUACUCAGCACUCCAAUGGCGCACGCAACCUGGAUCUCAAAGGGGAGCUGUACAUCGGUGGCGUGACAAAGAACAUGUACAGCAAUCUGCCCAAGCUGAUUGCGUCCCGGGAUGGGUACCAGGGCUGUCUAGCUUCUGUUGACCUGAAUGGGAGACUACCCGACCUGAUUGCGGAUGCCCUCCACCGGGUGGGUCAGGUGGAACGAGGCUGCGAUGGACCAAGUACCACCUGUACGGAGGAGUCCUGCUACCAUCAGGGGGUGUGUCUCCAGCAAUGGGAGGGCUUCACCUGCGACUGCACCAUGACGUCCUAUGGAGGCUCAUUUUGCAACGACCGUAAGCAAAACCUUAUCUGUCUAACACCUCAGAAUCUACAACUCACAGAUUGA